This is a messenger RNA of Nicrophorus vespilloides, 2042 nucleotides long. RefSeq names its product homeotic protein distal-less (gene Dll). Gene Ontology annotation, molecular function: RNA polymerase II cis-regulatory region sequence-specific DNA binding; DNA-binding transcription factor activity, RNA polymerase II-specific. The record is from RefSeq and is a predicted model, not a curated record. Gene Ontology annotation, biological process: regulation of transcription by RNA polymerase II. NCBI's taxonomy places the organism in Eukaryota, Metazoa, Arthropoda, Insecta, Coleoptera, Silphidae. The coding region runs from base 650 to 1624 and encodes 324 amino acids. The transcript has 5 exons.
CUUCAUUAUAGUGCCUACACUCGUAGGAAGUAGAUGGUUGAGUCGAACAGAGCAAUUUUCUACGUGACGAAAAAAAAGUGAGAGAAAGAAGGAAAAAAAGAAAGGGGGAAAAACGACAUAUGUACUCACUCAAUUUCGCGUAAUUUGUUUUCGGGCUUAAUCUUCGAAUGGUUUUUACGCAAUUACGGUGUGAAUUACACGUAUUAUAGAGCGGCGGCGGCAAAUUGCUUGAUUAAACCCUCAUUAAACCGAAUCGAAAAGGAAAGGGAGGACCGAAAAUCGGUGGAAAAGGUUUUCGGGGAAAUCGAAGUGCGCGUGGAAGUGCAACCCAAGUGAUUUAAACAAUGAUAGUUUGAUUUCCAAUUGUUAUUGCAUUCGUUUUUUUCGCUCGACGGCGAGAGAAAAGAAAUAGAGAAAGAGAUUUUCUUUGGAUUUCCAGUGAUAAAUAUUUUUUUAAAUUUAUUCAAUUUAUUAUCUUGUUGUUUGAGAUAUAAUCAUUUGGUGCAUCUGAAUAUUUUGUUGUUGGUGCUUUGGUGGAGAUAACUUAAAUUCGUCCAAAGUGGAUAUCAAACCUUUCACGACGUUGAACUUCACGGAUCUGGGGUCCCCAUUUGGGGGUCCUAACGAGGAGCCGCCGGGUACGCCGUCAAUGUCGGGAGAGGCACACAUCGGACCGCCGACGCCACACGAUGGGGGCGGCGGGACUUCGGUGACGCCGGUUUCGAAGAGUGCCUUCAUCGAACUCCAGCAGCAUGGAUACAACCCCCUUCGGACGCCCUAUCAGCAUCACUUCAACUCGCCGGCGGCUGCAGCAGCCGCGGCAGCAGCCAACGCUCACGGGGGCGGCGGUCCGGUCUCCGCUCACGACGGCGGCUUUCCAAGCCCAAGGGGCGCCCUCGGUGCUUACCCUUUUCCUCCGAUGCACCAGAAUUCGUACCCCGGCUACCAUCUCGGAUCGUACGCCUCCAACUGCCCCCCAUCACCCAAAGACGACGAUUUUGUUUAUGUGACAGACAAAUGUUUGGCUCUGGAGAGGCCGUCGGGUGGAAGCAAAGGAAAGAAGAUGAGGAAGCCAAGGACGAUAUACUCGAGCCUCCAGCUGCAGCAAUUGAAUCGACGGUUUCAGAGGACACAGUACUUGGCACUGCCAGAAAGGGCCGAACUAGCAGCAAGCCUGGGCCUCACGCAAACGCAGGUGAAAAUUUGGUUUCAAAAUAGAAGGAGCAAGUACAAGAAGAUGAUGAAAGCAGCCCAGGUGACGGGUGGCAACAACAACAACGGAACGCCCGGAGGCCACGCGGGUCUUUUGGGUGCCAGCGCCAAUCUAUCCUCGACUAGUCCCGGACCUCAGGCCCAGAACAUGAUGCAAGGUGGCGGCAGUUCUAGUGGAUCGCCGGCGACAGGGUAUAUGCAGCAUUCCUCACCGACGCCGAGUUCAACCCCCGGCUCUGAUAUGUCAGGUCAACCGGCUGCCAGCCCCGGUUGGGACGUGAAGCCUCAGCAGCCUAUUCACCCGCCGCCUCAUCCCGCCUCCCAUCCGCACCCACCCCACAACUACCUCCCACAGUACACGUGGUACGGACCCGACAACCCCGGACUACUAACGGUUUGGCCAGCGGUGUAAUCAAGAAGCAGAGCAUAACUAUUAAUAUAAAUAUUAAAAGAGAAAAAAAUGUUUAAUAAAAUAACGAGUGAUUAGUUACUAAAUUAGGAAAAUAAUUGAAUCGCGAAGUGGUUGUAAAGACAAAGUGAUCGAAGAUGAAUUGUUUUAUUAUUUUUUGAUUGUUUGUUUUUCUUUCGUUUAGUUUUUAAAUAAAUCUAUUAUGUUCCGACGGUUUUCUCGAGUGACACGACACGAAGAACAAGUAAACUAUUUCUGUUUUGUCAAUUUUAUUACUGUAACUCCCCAGCAGCGAGAGAACUUUUCAAGGAAAUCACCGGAAAUAAGAGGAAAUCCAAGUGACGUGUAUGAUAUUAGUGUGUAAAAAGAUAAAUUAGGCGCGUGAAAUCAGAAAUAAAAAAGUUUUUCCAAAAAAAAAAAA